UGUAAAUCUGUCCAGUGUUGUGAAUGAGCAGUAUAUUUUAAGGUAUUAAUGAAAAAACUAGAAGAAAAAAAAAAAACAGGUUACCUGAAGGCAAACAAAUCUAGUAUAAAGUCAACCUUUACCCAGUAAGCUAUGGGCAGAUUGGCCAAAGAGGGAAGGAGCAGUGAGGGAAGUGCCUUUGUCUCUUCCUAUUAAUAUUCAGAACCCAUAAGGACAGGUUGGUGCUCAUUUCUAGGCAUUCAAACAAUUUGGACAGACGGGAUAAAAACAUGGCGGUUUUACUUGGAAGCUACAGUUUGCCAUUUCUCGGAGCCAGCAUCUUCAUCGCAGCUCUGACCUACAUCACCUACAAGCUGCUGAGCGGUUACCUCCAUAAGUGGUUCAGAAUGAAAUCCAUUCCAGGAACGGGUUAUUCGUUCCUCUUCAUUGGAGACGCACUGCUGUUCAAACCCAAAGCAGGAGAUUUCUUCAAUCAGAUUAUAGCUUUUACACAGGAGUUCAGAGACGCACCACUGUUUAAAAUCUGGGUUGGACCAAUUCCCUUUGUUGUUCUUUUUCAUGCUGAAAAUGUUGAGAAGAUUCUGGGUAAUCCUGUUCACCUCACCAAGUCUUUUGCUUACAAAUUUCUCCAUCCUUGGCUUGGAACCGGCCUUUUGACCAGCACUGGAUCAAAGUGGCGACAGAGAAGAAAGAUUCUGACUCCAACCUUCCACUUCUCCAUCCUCACCGACUUUCUGCAAGUGAUGAAUGAACAGACGGAGAUUCUGGUGGAGAAGCUGGAGAAAAAGGCGGGGAAAGGUUCUUUCAACUGCUUCAACGACGUCACCCUCUGUGCACUGGAUAUAAUCUGCGAAACUGCAAUGGGAAGGAAAAUUUAUGCACAGAGCGAUUCAGAGUCAGAGUAUGUCAAGUGUGUAUACAGGAUGAGCGACAUCGUCAGCCACAGACAGAGGAUGCCUUGGCUUUGGCCCGACUUCAUCUACUACUACUUCGGUGAGGGGAAGAACCACGACAAGACGCUGAAGAUCCUCCAUUCCUUCACCCAUAAGGUGAUAAAGGAAAGGUCUGAAAACUUCUCCUACAUUGAAUCAGACGGCAACUCUGACCACAGCAAGAGGAAGCGACAGGCUUUUCUGGAUAUGCUCCUGAAAACCACGGAUGAAGACGGCAACAGGCUGAGCCAUCAGGACAUCCAAGAGGAAGUGGACACUUUCAUGUUUGAGGGUCAUGACACCACGGCUGCCUCCAUGAACUGGGCCCUGCACCUGCUGGGAACCCACCCUGAGGUGCAACGAAAAGUUCAACAAGAGCUGCACGAAGUGUUUGGUACGUCGGGCCGACCCGUUAACACAGAGGACCUGAAGAAGCUCAGGUACCUGGAGUGUGUGAUCAAGGAGGCUCUGCGGCUGUUUCCCUCGGUGCCUUUCUUUGCUCGAAGCCUCUGUGAAGACUGCAAUCUGAAUGGUUUCAAAGUCCCCAAAGGAGCGAAUGCGAUCGUCAUCACCUACGCUCUUCACCGUGAUCCGCGGUACUUCCCAGAACCUGAGGAGUUCCGGCCGGAGCGGUUUUUUCCCGAGAAUUCAGCUGGAAGGCCUCCGUAUGCGUAUGUCCCGUUCUCCGCCGGACUCCGCAACUGCAUAGGUCAACGUUUUGCGCUGAUGGAGGAGAAGGUGAUCCUGGCGUCCAUUCUGCGUAACUUCAACGUGGAGGCCUGUCAGAAACGUGAUGAGCUUCGUCCGUUAGGGGAGCUCAUCCUGCGGCCAGAGAACGGCAUUUGGAUCAAACUGGAGAAGAGGGAGCCGCUAGCUUCAUAACUCAGAUUCUUGUCAUCCAUUCAUUCAAUUAUUCAUGAUGUUAAUUUUGUAACUUUUGCAAAUUGAAAGUUGUUGAAACUGAUUUGUGAUCUAAAUGAAUACAAAAAUG
Molecule: messenger RNA, 1923 nt
Organism: Gambusia affinis (western mosquitofish)
Lineage: Eukaryota; Metazoa; Chordata; Actinopteri; Cyprinodontiformes; Poeciliidae
Product: cytochrome P450 4V2
Exons: 11
Coding region: 270-1814 (514 amino acids)
Molecular function (GO): iron ion binding; heme binding; oxidoreductase activity, acting on paired donors, with incorporation or reduction of molecular oxygen
Source: RefSeq, a predicted model, not a curated record